Messenger RNA from Helianthus annuus (common sunflower), 1414 nucleotides. Its product is annotated as F-box/FBD/LRR-repeat protein At1g13570-like. Lineage: Eukaryota; Viridiplantae; Streptophyta; Magnoliopsida; Asterales; Asteraceae. The coding region runs from base 89 to 1306 and encodes 405 amino acids. The transcript has 4 exons. The record is from RefSeq and is a predicted model, not a curated record. Gene Ontology annotation, molecular function: protein binding.
AAAAGACGUGAUUUGAUCAUCGUCACUCCGAACAAUUCUUACCGGUUGGUGCCAGUUGCAAUCACUCGUCGGAGACGUUUUCAGAAUAAUGGAACCGAUUCAGGAGACACAUAAAGCAUCCAAGUUCGCACCACAAGAUGUUAUCAGCACCAUGCCUGAUAAUGUGAUAACUAGUAUUCUGCAUCGAUUGCCAUUACACGAUGCAGUGAUGACUAGUAUCUUGUCGAGAAACUGGAGGUUUAAAUGGACCAUGCUUAGCCAGCUAAAAUUUGAUGUGGAGUUCUUUAUGUGUUUAAUGAAUGCAGAUGGUGAAAUUAAUAGUCAUGGGAAAAUUAUAAGUAGACUUCUUCUUCAUCUUAAUGGCGCCGUAACAAAGUCUGUCAUUAUCUUCACCUUAUUGGAUGUGGAAGAUAUUCAUCACUUGAUUUUGUUCUUGUCAAGAAAAGGAAUUAAGGACCUUACAAUUAAAGAUUGGUCUAAAACACAAGUGAAGUUGCCUACCCAUCUUUUCUCUUGUUUAGAGUUGGAACAUUUGAAUAUUGUUGGCUCUUGUUUCAAUCCUCCACCUAGUUUUCAUGGUUUUCCAAAUCUAUUGAGCUUAGAGUUAUUUAGCGCGCAGUUUGGAAGUAGUGACCUUGGGGAGUUUCUUACUCGGUGUCCCUUACUUGAGAUUUUGGACCUCGGUUAUCUUUCUUAUACAGGCAGCGUGAAAUUAGUUGAGAUUGCAAAACUUCAAAAUCUGAAAAUUUUAUCUUUGUCAUUGUGUCAUCUCGAGGCUACAACGAUCACAAGUCUUUGUGAUGUCCUUGAGCUUGUGGGUUAUCUUCCAAAACUUCAAGAGCUUGGUUUGGAUUUUCAAGACUACAAGUUGACAGAAGGUCAUGCUAAAAAGAAGUUCCCCACCGCCUUUCCCUCUGUCAAGGCUCUUAAGUUUACAAGAAUAGGUUUAGGCAAUGGUACUAUGUUAUCAUGUGCUUUAGAAAUGAUGAGACAUUUACCAAAUUUGCAGACCCUUGAAAUCACAGCAACUCCGUAUGUUGAUGACCCGGUUCCAAUUUCAAUUCCGAUUCCAAUUCUGGACGUAGAGUACAACAUGAUGGAGCUUCGGACUGUGGUGUUUAGAAAUUUUAAAGGUUCAGAGAAUGAAGUAUAUCUGAUAAAGUAUUUCCUUGCGUGUUCUCCGUCCCUGAAAAAGAUUGUUGUUCAUCACGACUGGUGUCUAGGGCCCGGUGAACAGUUGAUAUUUGCCAAGAUGUUGUUGAAGCUUCAUCGAGCUUCCCCGGUAGCUGAAAUCGAUUUCAACUAAUUUUUGUUGUUUUGAAGUUCUCUUUUAUUCCACAUUGUAUAGCCUGAUCUUGGAAAACUGAAUGCACUCUCUUAAGGUUAACUCAUCUAGUUCAGGUUUUGUUAAAAA